This is a messenger RNA of Aspergillus luchuensis, 342 nucleotides long. RefSeq lists its product as uncharacterized. Bases 1 to 342 code for a protein of 113 amino acids. The transcript is spliced from 2 exons. The record is from RefSeq and is a predicted model, not a curated record. NCBI's taxonomy places the organism in Eukaryota, Fungi, Ascomycota, Eurotiomycetes, Eurotiales, Aspergillaceae.
AUGGGUACCACUUGGAGUGUCGACGAGACUGCGGUGGCGAUUAUUCUCGAUAUGUGGGGAGUUGAAUACAAGACAAUUGCCGCGGUGCUAACGAAUAAGAGAGCUUGGGUGCGGGGUGUCCAGGAAGGUUCUGUGGCUGGAAUACCGGCAACUAUACCUGAAUACGAACGUACAAAAUCCUCCGUUGCGAGCAAAUUGGACCGUAUGCGUCACACACACCCGGAGCUUUGGAGCGAAGAACUUGGUCAGUGGAAUAGGGAAGCCGUGUGCCGACCAUGGCCUUCUCGACUACCUUCUGAGUCUCACAGUUGCCGAACUUGCGAUGAUAAAGAGACGCGCUAG